GUAAAAGUGCCACGUGGCUUGUGAAGAUGAGUAGUGGAGAUUCUUAUUGGACGGAAGAGUUCGUGUGGGCGCCGCAAAACAUGUGUCCCUCGUUUCGUUUCAUAAAAUUUUGGACGCUUUUCGGCUUACGUGUUGGCGUUGGACCCCCUAAUAAUCUUGUGGUUCGCAGUCUUAAGCCUUUUCCUCUACUCUUUGGUUUUUGUUCGCGGUUCCCCUGGGAUCGUGCAAUGCACGUGCGUGAAUCCAGCACUGUCGUUGACGAAACAUUCGACAACGACUUCAAAGAAAUCACAGGGGUUGAUUCAUUUCCGGAAAACUCAAGCCGGAAUCAUGACGACACUCCGCCGGGCUCAAAGUCUAGUAAGAAGAAGAAGACGAAGAAGAAGAAGAAGAGACUUGUUAUCGAUAUAGUUCAAGUAUUGCCUUCUUCGCCGGUAAGAUGGAGGCAAGGAGGAGUGAAUUGCAAACGCCGACGCCCCAAGGUUGCAAUGGCUCAAUCGCGGCGCAUCAAUGGCGAUAUUGAAAAUGCGGGGUUUUUACUGGGAACUUCGUUAGCAGCUUUCGUUGGCCAGGUGCUUGAGAAGCAGGACGUGUCUGAUGGAAAAAUGUUUGUUGAUCAUCUAUCAACGAUAUGCACUUCGGCUAUAAGAGAAUCUUUGGUCAAUGUUUUUGGAGUGAAGCUUGAUUGCUUUUUAAAGAAUUUUGAGAGUUCAUUUGUUAGCACGCUAAGAACUCCACUAUCAACCACUAAAGCAUCUGCCAAAACUGAAGUGCAUUCCUCUAGCAAAUGCAAGGAAGAAAAAAACACAGUAGAUCUGACACUUGAUAAGAAAGAACCUUUUAAGACAGACACACAUGUUGAUGAUCAAUUAAGUUUAAUUGAAGAAAUACAAGAAAGCGUUUCUGAUUCGUAUACUCAAGAGUUACCUUUGUGUAAACUGAGAAAUGACAUGGUUUCUGUUGUUCCAUGGCUAGUUGGUUCCCGUGGCAACGAGUUAGCGGUUGAGACUUUUGAAAGAUUUGUCGUUGAGAAUGUACGUUCCAACAAUCUCAAGGAAAAAGAGAUUGACCUUAAAAUGAAGAAUUUAAAGUUGAAAGAAACACAAAUGCAACUCAAUUGUGAGUCAAACAAUCUUAAGGCUGAGAAGUUGAAGAAUAAGUUAGAAAACAGAAGACAUUCGGAACUACUUGAAACGUGCAUAGAUUGUCUUGUUGCUGGUUUAAUUAUAAUGUGUGUGGCCCUCUCUUAUGGUGCAUAUGUUUAUUCAUAUCACAACAUUUUUGAAGCUACUGCAAUCUGUACUUCUUCAGCCCAGGCAAGUGUUGUCCUUUUUUUCUUUUUAUUGUUUGUUUUGUACAGCCUUAGAUCUGCUACUUGUAUAUACGACAAUUUUCAUAGUUUCGGCUACAUAUGGUUCAAAACCAUGGUGGAUGCCAAAUCCUUUGGCAUCUUUGAACUCAAGGCUGCAUAUGUUGAAGUGUCAAGUUCAAGUUGUGAGUCGGAUGGCGUUUGGUGUGAUUAUGAUUCUUGUAAUUAUUUACUUGCUUCUCCGACGCUCCGCAACUUCAACCAGGGCAAUGCCAGUUACUUUCACCGUCUUGCUGCUCGGAGUUGCCUGCGGUUUAGUUGGAAAGUUAUGCGUAGACACACUGGGAGGAAACGGGUUGCAUUGGCUCAUGAUUUGGGAGACCUUGUGCUUGAUGCACUUAUUUUCAAACGUUUUUACGUCUACACUGUGUCUGAUCCUAAAUGGCCCGAUGGACGUUUCUCAGGGAAAAAAUCACCACACAAUCUUGCCGUAUUGGUUUCGCCGUGUUGUAUUCUACACUGUUUUGCUUGUGUUUAUGCCAUUGUUAUGUGGGCUAAUUCCAUUUGCAAGUAUUAG
Messenger RNA from Cucumis sativus (cucumber), 1886 nucleotides. Its product is annotated as protein CPR-5. The record is from RefSeq and is a predicted model, not a curated record. Gene Ontology annotation, biological process: leaf senescence; defense response; trichome morphogenesis. Bases 27 to 1886 code for a protein of 619 amino acids. The transcript has 6 exons. NCBI's taxonomy places the organism in Eukaryota, Viridiplantae, Streptophyta, Magnoliopsida, Cucurbitales, Cucurbitaceae.